GCUGCAAAAACAAAACCAAACAAAACAGCUACGGGCCCCUGUCUCUUCCCCUGUCGUCUCCACCUCUCACUCUCUCCUCUCCACUGUUCCGGCCUCCUCUCCUCCAUCCUCCCUCUCCCAUUCUACCAGUUCUUCUGUUCUUGAAUGCUCCGGACUCCAUAGAUCACCCUUCUUCUCCCAAAGAUGUAUAAGGCUAAAAGGACUGCUGCCCAGAAAGUAAGGCGCUGCCUUGGAAAAUAUGAGCUUGGACGCGCAAUUGGUCAAGGAACUUUUGCAAAGGUUAGGUUUGCAAAGAACAUGGAGACCGGUGAUCAUGUUGCUAUUAAGAUCCUUGACAAAGCGAAGGUUCAGAAGCACAGAUUAGUCGAACAGAUUAGACGGGAAAUUUGUACAAUGAAGUUGAUACAACACCCCAAUGUUGUUCACCUGCAUGAGGUGAUGGGAAGUAAAACAAGGAUUUUCAUUGUUCUAGAAUAUGUGAUGGGAGGAGAGCUCCAUGAUAUUAUUGCCACAAGUGGAAGGUUGAAGGAGGAUGAAGCACGGAAAUACUUUCAGCAACUGAUCAACGCCGUAGAUUACUGCCACAGUAGGGGUGUAUACCACAGAGACCUGAAGUUAGAGAAUUUGUUGCUUGAUACUGCCGGGAACAUCAAAGUCUCGGACUUUGGCCUAAGUGCUAUAUCUGAGCAAGUGAAGGCUGAUGGAUUACUACAUACUACAUGUGGAACACCUAAUUAUGUUGCUCCUGAGGUUAUUGAAGAUAAGGGCUACGAUGGUGCUCUUGCAGACCUUUGGUCAUGUGGAGUAAUUCUUUUUGUGCUGCUUGCAGGAUAUCUUCCUUUUGAGGAUGAAAAUAUUGUCUCCCUUUAUAACAAGAUUUCUGGAGCUCAGUUUACUUGUCCCUCUUGGUUUUCUGCUGAAGCUAAGAGGCUCAUUGCUAGAAUUCUGGAUCCAAAUCCUGCUACUCGGAUAACUACUUCUCAAGUGCUACAAGAUCAAUGGUUCAAAAAAGGCUAUGAGUCCCCUGUUUUCGAUGACAAAUAUUACCCUUAUUUCCACGAUGUUUAUGAUGCUUUUGGAGACUCAGAAGAAAAACAUGUGAAAGAGGCUAUGGAAGAGCAGCCAACCUUGAUGAAUGCCUUUGAGUUGAUUUCACUAAAUAAGGGUCUGAAUCUAGACAAUUUUUUUGAGUCUGAUAAGAAGUACAAGAGAGAGACAAGAUUUACAUCGCAGUGCCCUCCGAAAGAAAUCAUCAAUAGGAUCGAAGAAGCUGCUAACUUACUAGGAUUUAAUAUUCAGAAGAGAAACUACAGGAUGAGAAUGGAGAAUAUAAAGGAAGGAAGAAAAGGACAUCUAAACAUUGCAACUGAGGUUUUCCAAGUGGCACCAUCCUUACAUGUGGUUGAGCUCAAAAAGGCCAAGGGAGAUACCCUGGAGUUUCAAAAGUUCUACCAAACGCUCUCGACGCAACUAAAAGAUGUUGUUUGGGAAUUAGAAGAUGCGGCUGAGGAUAUGAGCUAAGCGGAAUGAGGUUUGCUGCAGAAUAGAUUUCAGAGUUUAGUGCUAGAUUUCUCUGUACAUAUCAAAAUUUCCGAGUUGCAGUAAAUCCUUUUGUUACCCAUGUAUGGAUAGAUUCAUAUAAGUACCCAACAGGAUUAGGCAACAGCAGGUCACGGCUUCACUGCUCACCAUUUGAUUUGUUCCUUUUAGAGCAGAAAAUCUACUCAAUUUUAUCUUCCACAGAUGUAGGUUGACAUAGGAUCAGUAUAACCAUGAUCAGUGAUAUGCUCUGAAUAUUUCCACCAUGUGUAAUUUGUAGUAUCGUUGUUUUUGGCACUGUAAUAGUAUACUACUGUAUCAAAAAACAUUGUGAAAUGAAAGUAUUGUAUUGAGAGGGUUA
Molecule: messenger RNA, 1900 nt
Organism: Oryza sativa Japonica Group (Japanese rice)
Lineage: Eukaryota; Viridiplantae; Streptophyta; Magnoliopsida; Poales; Poaceae
Source: RefSeq, a predicted model, not a curated record